Molecule: messenger RNA, 1659 nt
Organism: Scheffersomyces stipitis CBS 6054
Lineage: Eukaryota; Fungi; Ascomycota; Pichiomycetes; Serinales; Debaryomycetaceae
Gene: SAS3
Product: Sas3p
Exons: 1
Biological process (GO): regulation of DNA-templated transcription
Molecular function (GO): histone acetyltransferase activity
Source: RefSeq, a predicted model, not a curated record
AUGAAGAAGAAGACCCUUAUUCUCAAUCUCAAGUCAUCUUCAAAGCAAGCGACGUCUCGCAAACUGAACGAUUUGGAUACACGAGAAUUGCCGUACAGAGGUAUAUUUCCAUAUCCUGACUGCACCAUCAACGAUACUGAUCCUACCAAAGAGGAUCGAGAACUUUUUGAAAAGUUGGCUGAAGAAGGCAAUGCUCUUCGUUUAAAAGAUACAAACCAGUUGACCCAGCAAAAGGAUGAAACUCCAACCAUUAACGAUAGAAGUGUAGAAUCAACUCCUACGCCUGCCUCAAUGCCCAAUUUGCUCAAGUCUCAAAUCGAGAAAAUUGUUUUCCGCAACUACGAAAUCAACACCUGGUACACAGCUCCAUACCCAGAAGAAUACUCUCAAUCCAAAGUAUUAUUCAUCUGUGAGCAUUGCUUAAAGUAUAUGAACUCACCCAUGUCCUACAAGAGACACCAGCUCAAGAACUGUAACUUUUCAAAUAACCAUCCUCCAGGAGUAGAAAUAUAUCGUGAUUUGGCUACACGGAUCCUGAUCUGGGAAGUAGAUGGCCGCAAGAAUAUUAACUAUUGCCAAAACUUAUGUCUUCUUGCAAAGCUAUUUCUCAAUUCAAAAACUUUGUAUUACGAUGUGGAGCCAUUCAUAUUUUACAUAUUGACAGAAAUUGACGAAUUCAACCUCUCAAAAUACCAUUUUGUCGGAUACUUUUCCAAAGAGAAGUUAAAUAAUUCCGACUACAACGUCUCCUGUAUUCUCACGUUGCCUAUUUAUCAGAGAAAAGGUUAUGGUAACCUAUUGAUCGAUUUCUCGUAUUUGUUGAGCAGACAAGAAUUCAAGUAUGGUACACCAGAAAAGCCAUUGAGUGAUUUAGGUUUACUCAGUUAUAGAAACUACUGGAGAGUAACCAUCGCCUAUAAACUUAGAGAACUCUACACAGCAUUUGGGUCAGAAGAAGAAUCCACAACUCCUUCCUCCAUCAUUUCCCACACAACAAUAUCAGUAGAUAUACUUUGUAAACUAACUGGUAUGACUUCUUCAGAUGUGGUAGUUGGUUUAGAACAGUUAGAUGCAUUGAUCAAAAACCCGUCCACCAACACAUAUGCAAUUGUUCUUAACUUGAAGAAAAUAAACUAUGAAAUCGCCAGAUGGGAGAAGAAAAACUAUACUAAACUCAAUUACUCCAAGCUUCUUUGGAAGCCAAUGCUUUUCGGGCCCUCUGGGGGGAUUAAUUCAGCACCAGCGUUUGUAGCUCCUCUUGCUGCUGGUCACAAUAGUGUCUCUCUGAUAGUUGGUUUCUUGAAAGAUGACAUCAAUAACCCAUAUUCAUAUGAAGAAGAAGCAUAUAAGGAGAUAGAAAUGAGAAGAGAAGUUAGUCUUCUGAAAUCGGACGACAAUGACAACGCAGAUGAUCAAGAAGAUCCCGACGAAGAUUUAGAUAACUAUUUGAUAUGUUAUCCAGGAAUACAGUACAGCACCAAGAAGAAACCAAUAAAGCUGUCUACUGAGAUCAAGCAAGUUUCUUUUGUAGACCUCAACAAUCUACUGGACGAGUUCCCUGAAAUAUUCGAAGAUGACGAACCUGCCAGUAGCUCCAGUGAGUCGGAAGACUAUGUGGAAGCAUCAGAAGUGGAAGAUGUUGACGAAGAAGAAGAGGAG